CAGAGUUACUCUAAAUCUAAUGCCUAAUAAUUCCCCAAACAAAGUAAAAUAAAACUCGGUGGCGUCGUAUCGGGCUUGCCGAUGAGCGUCGCCGAACCCCGCGCCACUGCGGCGGCGGCGCCGCGGUGGAACCCGACGACGGCAUGGAACAACCAGCUCCGGCAGCUAUCAAAGCAACGGCAAUACAGAGAAGCCUUAACCCUGUACCGCCACAUGCUCCGUUCCUCCUUCUUCCCCAACGCCUUUACCUUCCCCUUCCUUCUCAAAUCCUGCGCCGUUCUCUCUCUCCCUCUCACCGCUUCCAUGCUCCACGCCCACGUCAUCCGAACCGGGUCACAACCCGACCCGUAUACCCGCUCCUCCCUCAUCAACGCCUACUGCAAAUGCUCCCUCCCCGGCCACGCGCGCAAGGUGUUCGACGAAAUGCCAAACCCAACCAUUUGCUACAACGCCAUGAUCUCUGGCUAUUCAUUCAACUCCAACCCGCUUGACGCCGUCAGGUUGUUCUGUCAAAUGCGGAGGGAGGAGGAGGAGGAUGGGUUGGACGUUAGUGUUCACGUUAACGCUGUUACUUUGUUGAGUUUGGUUUCUGGGUGUUCCGUCGCUACCCAUUUGACUGUUGGUGUUUGCCUUCAUGGGUGCGUUAUUGGGUUUGGGUUUGGGGCUGAUUUGGCUGUAGCGAAUAGUUUGGUUACCAUGUAUGUAAGGUGUGGGGAGGUUGAACUUGCGCGCCAUGUGUUUGAUGAAAUGUCUGUUAAGGAUUUGAUCACGUGGAACGCUAUGAUUUCUGGGUAUGCGCAGAAUGGGCAUGCUAGGAGUGUUUUGGAGGUUUAUAGUGAGAUGAAGUUGAGUGGGGUGAGGGCUGAUGCUGUUACCCUUCUUGGGGUUUUGUCGGCCUGUGCGAACCUUGGCGCGCAAGGGAUUGGUCGGGAGGUGGAGCGCGAGAUGGAGCGGUGUGGUUUUGGUUGUAAUCCGUUUUUGAGGAAUGCGCUUGUGAAUAUGUAUGCUAGGUGUGGGAACUUGACUCGGGCGAGGGAGGUUUUUGAUUGCUUGGUGGAGAAGAGUGUGGUUUCGUGGACGGCGAUCAUUGGUGGGUAUGGGAUCCAUGGCCGUGGGGAGGUUGCAGUGGAGCUUUUUGAUGAGAUGGUUGAGUCGGGUGUUAGGCCGGAUGAGACGGUUUUUGUGACUGUUCUUUCGGCAUGCAGCCAUGCUGGGUUGACUGAUAAGGGAUUGGACUAUUUUGAGGAGAUGAAGAUGAAGUAUGGUUUGAAGCCUGGUCCGGAGCACUAUUCUUGUGUGGUGGAUCUUUUAGGCCGGGCGGGAAGGUUGGAGGAGGCUAUGGAUCUCAUAAAGUCGAUGAAGGUAAGACCCGACGGUGCUGUUUGGGGUGCGCUUCUGGGUGCUUGCAAGAUUCAUAAGAACGUGGAGCUAGCAGAAUUGGCCUUUAAGCAUGUUGUGGAGCUUGAACCCAUGAAUAUAGGUUACUAUGUCUUGUUGUCGAAUAUAUACACUGAUGUUAAUAACUUAGAGGGGGUUUUAAAAGUUAGAGUCAUGAUGAGGGAAAGAAAGCUUAGGAAGGAUCCUGGAUGCAGCUAUGUGGAAUAUAAAGGAAAAAUGAACCUUUUUUACUCGGGGGAUAUGAUCCACCACCAAAGUAAGGAAAUAUAUAGGAUGUUAGAUGAAUUGGAAAGUCUUGUGAAGGAGAUUCAUCCGCCAGAUGAGAAAUAUGAAGGGAGGAAUGAAGAACUCUUAAUUGGUGCAGGGGUACACAGUGAAAAAUUGGCAAUUGCAUUUGCCCUCUUGAACACUAGGAGUGGAACUAAGAUUACUGUCAUGAAAAACUUGAGAGUGUGUGUGGAUUGUCAUUUGUUUAUCAAGUUGGUUAGCAAGAUUGUCAAUCGGCAAUUUAUUGUUAGAGAUGCCACUCGCUUCCACCAUUUCAGAGAUGGAGUCUGCUCUUGUAAUGACUACUGGUAAAAACAAUGCAGCACUAUUUCUGAAACUUUGGCUUUUGAUAAUGAUGCCUGACCUCACCUAAGUGAUUGUUGCUGUUGGUGGAAGGGAAAAUUCAUGACAAAACAUGAGGGGAUAUAAUAGUAAUUUAUAGAUGUUCAAGUGAAAAUCCCAUUAUUUUUAAGUUAGAUAAGACAUUAAUGGAAUGGGAAGAAAUGACAACACUGGAUGGAGUAACUCUUUUUGCUAGUUUCUUGUCUUCUCAUUCAAGGACUGAUCUCCCUGAAACGAUGAGAAACAGUGUCUACUUCUCUAAAGUUCGUAGCGUUGCAUUUCAUUCUCUCUUGAUGACUAUAGAUACUAUCGUCGUACGCUGUGGCAUGAAUGGGGAGAACAAGACCCUUUUGAAAACAUAUGGGUUGAACCACCAAAGGACUUUGCUGGGUUCACGUGAAGAACUUUAGUGAAACAAUGUAAAAAUUGACAGUAGUCAAUUAAUCAAAGCCAGACUUGCAACUUUCAUUCAAUUCUUUUGACACAUCUGAGAUCGCUAAAUGUUCAGGAGUUCCUCUAUUCAAUCCUUUUCCUUCUUCUUGUUGCUGGAUAUCUCGUUCGUACACAUCUUCUCUUUGUUUCUCGAGUCUACCAUGAGUUACAGACAGAGUUCAGGGAUUUUUCCUAAAUGGUUACAUGUGUAAGUAUCUCAAGUUUUAGUAUUAGUCAUCAGUAUAAAUGAUACUCUGCAUUUACUGCACUUUUUUACUUACAUACAUAUUCUUUUAAUUGCUAUUUAAUUUUUUUAAAAUGGUAUGGUUACUAUCAAAUGCUUUAAAAAUGGCCAGGGUCAUAAUGCUUUGGAAAAGGGAAAAGGGAUUAGAGCUUAAAUUAUGAAACAUUAUUGAUUAUGUGUACCGAACAACAGAGCUAACUAGUUUAUUGUGACUUGUUGUGAGGAUAAGAGGAGUGAAUUCACAUCUGGAUCUUAUGGGAACAAUCACGAUUGGAACACUAGAGUCAUAUGUGUCUGCAUUGGAAUUUAUGAGUUAUUUUUUAUAAGUCUUGUACAAGUUCAUUCAUUUGCAUUAAGAAAUCAGCUUUCGUAAAAUUUGUCUAAAAUUCCAUAUAAUGUAUAAAAUUUGCAAAAUCCCUACAGGUAGUUAGGAUCGCAAACAUUAAUGGUAACUUGUUCUAUAGGGAGGGAGAAAAAGGAGAAGAAAAAAGAAUUACUAUCGGGGGAGAAGUUGUGUAGUGAAGAUUGUAAAGUUGUAAGAUGAAGCAAGAGGUCCAUCGAGAAGAGCCUUAAUAAAAUAACAAUUGCUUUUCUUAAGCAAAAAUCUACCUACAUACAUUAAGCAAUAAAUAUCUUAUUUUUGGUUUCUUUCUAUUUAUUUGGGGAUGCAUGAGGGGUUACAGAGUAGUCUUUGUUUGAUUUUGCAUCAAAGUCCAUAAACAUGCAUCAAAAACAUAAAAAAAGAGAAGCUUUAUAACAUGUGAAAUUGACAUGUGUUACCUCUGAACUCCGAAGUGACACUGAACUUAUAGGGUACGGGCCCUUGUUAGGCAAGUCUACAAGAAGAGGAAGGUACAAGGAAUGAGGCAGGAUCUGCUUAAGUACAAAGGGAUCGGGUUCUCUUAAGCUCAUCCAAGGGGCUUUACAUGAUCAGGGCAUUCACUUCAUUUUGGAGUUCAAUCAGAUUAAGCAUCCUCAAGAGAAAAACAGUAUUCUACCAGAUAUUUUGGAGCGGUUGGAGGAGUAUGUGGCAGUUUUCCAGACCCCACAAGGCCUGCCACCAAUGCGGAGACAAGAUCAUGCAAUCGUCCUUAAACCCUGAGCUCAAAUUCCUAAUCUGGGACCUUAUAAAUAUCCACAUUACCAAAAGGACAAAAUACAGAAGUUGGUAAGAGAAUUGUUGUCAGCUAGAUUUAUCUGGCCGAGCACUAGUCCUUAUGCCAAGCCCGUCAUAUUAGUCAAGAAGAAGGAUGGAGGGUGGAGAUUUUGUGUUGAUUAUAGAGCCCUAAAUAAGUAGACAAUGGCAAACAAGUUCCAAUUCCAGUGAUUGAAGAGCUAUUGGAUGGGUUAGAGAAGGCUACUAUUUCUAAACUUGAAGGAAGGAGACGUAGAGAAGACCACGUUUAGAACCCAUGAGGGGCGGUAUGAGUAUCUUGUCAUACCUUUUGGACUGAUAAAUGCUCCCUCAACCUUCCAAUCUGUAAUGAAUGAGGUGUUAAGACCUUUCCUAAGAAGGUUCGUGCUUGUUUUCUUUUACAAUAUUCUCGUAUAUAGCUCAACUAGGGAUGAACACGUUCAACACCUGAAAUUAGUUCUACAAUCAUUACAAUCAUUAGUUCUACAAUCGGGACAGGGUGUGGCAGCUGAUCUGACGAAGGUGGAGGCACUGUGGGCUUGGUCAAUACCAAAGGAUCUCAAAGGUUUUAGGGGAUUCUUGGGCCUAACAGGUUACUAUUGGAGAUUUGUUAGGGGAUUGGGAAAAUAGCCAGACCCUUAACUGCCUUACUUUAGAAGGAUGCGUUCCAAUGGACAGAAGCGGCUCAACAAGCUUUUCAAGAGUUGAAGGUUGCUGUUACUUCGCUACACAUCUUAGUAGUGCCAGAUUUUUCCAAACAGUUUAUAGUAGAAACCGAUGCUUCAAGCUCCGACCUAGGUGCAGUGCUCAUACAAGAUGAGAGGCCCCUUGCUUUUUUGGAGUAAGGCAUUAUCCAAAAGGUGCCAAGAGAAGUCUGUAUAUGAAAGGGAAUUGAUGGAUGUGGUAUUGGCAGUAAGGCAUUAUCCGAACCAAACACCCUCAUAAAAGACAAUUCAUGAAUUUUAAGCCUAACAAUAACAGAUAGCAUAACAAAAAUGCAAGUCAGGCGGCAUUGUAAGGGCAUUGUGAAUAAGAAAUUUGACAAUGCUAGGGGAAGAUCAAAGAUUGAGGCGUAUUUAAAGGUCACAUUCCACCUAGUGAACUUGACAACCUGGCCUUCUUCCGUAUCUUAUCUACGUAAAAGAGCCAACUUAUGAUUUUGAAUUUGAUUGGCUUACAUUACUGUUAGUGCACCAUUUUAACUUUGUCUGCCCUCCUUAUUUAUCAUUAGACAGCUCUUAUGUACAAAAAUUAGAACAUACUUCGGCAGUCCUGAAAAGUUAUCUUCCGUACUUGGCAAACUUACGGACAAUUUCUUCUGAACUGGUGUUUGUCAAAGAUAGUUGUGUUCUCUGUGCCAAGCUCGUGACUAGGUUCCCUGCCUUUACAAUUGAGCUUGUUGGCUCGAUCUGUUUCUGUGCAUAUAAUAGGCAGUGACAUUUUCAUCUAACUGUCUUGCAUGUCAUUCGUCAUCCAGAGCAUGACAAUUUAAGUUCCCCUUAAUCGUUCUCUUGGGCUGUUGCAGUUCGUUAGUGAGGCUCAUAUGGAAGCAUGCCGAAGGCAGCUUCUUUACCAUAUAAUAUAGGAGGCUACUAUUAAGUGAAGAAUCACAUCUGUUGGGUUAGACUUAAACCUUUUGAUUCUCUUGUCUCAGCUGUAGAAUUUUUAAGAUUUUUCCCAACACAAUAGUUAUGUAGUGCUUAUGCAGAAUAAUUGAAGUUCAUUCUAGAAUUACCUACAGAUUUGUCAACAUAUUUAUUUUCA
Molecule: messenger RNA, 5582 nt
Organism: Cajanus cajan (pigeon pea)
Lineage: Eukaryota; Viridiplantae; Streptophyta; Magnoliopsida; Fabales; Fabaceae
Source: RefSeq, a predicted model, not a curated record